Messenger RNA from Liolophura sinensis, 1755 nucleotides. RefSeq lists its product as uncharacterized. The transcript is spliced from 6 exons. The record is from RefSeq and is a predicted model, not a curated record. Lineage: Eukaryota; Metazoa; Mollusca; Polyplacophora; Chitonida; Chitonidae. Bases 147 to 1295 code for a protein of 382 amino acids.
CUCAUUGGACGUUCAUCACGAGGUCUUUUCUGACAGCAGGUUGUUUUCAAAACACAAUUCUGAAACGCCACAUGGAAAAGAAACCACGAAUGGCUCAGUAGCACAAAAAUCAGUUUGAGGUAUAUGGAAAUGACCCUACAACGACUAUGACACUCAAUACUCUGGAAACCCGUGCGGCCAAAGUGAACCUGACGACAGACCUCAGGAAUGUGAUUCACCAAAUCAAUCCUAACGAUCUCCUGUGCGCGUACAAACCAACCUUUGAGAAAUGGGCCACCCGAACAUUGCAAGAUCUGGAGCCACCGACAGAGGAGGACAAGAAGAAAGUUUUGCCCGGUGGUCAUCUGUGUUCACAGGACCUGGGACAGGGUGACUACAAGGUCUCCAUGGGCUGGGGGUUAUGUCCUCUACCCCAUUCCUGUGCAGGGACAGCCUACCAACGAGAACUAACCACCGUCCUCAAGCUCUCUAACUAUAAGCGAACACAUUCGUCUUCAACAGUCGACAAAGUGCCAGAAAAUCGUACAGCAGAAAGUAAAACACAUAAGAUUAGCUCGGGUCUGUAUCCAGGCAGAAGCACAUUUCACGACUUCAGGAUCCGCGAUGGCGGCGAAGAGCGCGGGUUCAGCAGCUCGUACAACAGAUCUCACUCUCCUCGCCAUGUGCCCUUUAAACACAGCGAUUGCAACGGUCAGCAUAUGACGAAUUACAGGGAGACCUACACCUACAAGAAGAUUGGAACGCACAAGAACCAGUACAUGAAGAGAGCUCUGGCGAGCGGUCUAACCCUUCAACAUUACCCGUUUCGAUGCUGUGAUAACCACUGUUGUCCCAGUGUGUCUCGCUCUGGAUCGUCUUUCCAGAAAGACCAUGGAGUUAUAACAAACUCUCUAUGCCCCACCUCUGCCAAGCUGUCCUCUCGAUCACCUCAAGUACAGGCCGAAGUCCAUGUAUCUGAGAGAAAGCAUAUGUUGCAAGUUUCUAAUGGAAAUAGAACUGGCCUAACCUCUGCUCAAAGAAAGGAAAUGCAGAAGAGUUCAGUUCCCCAGACCCUUAGCGGGUUAAACAAUGAGGCUACCAACAUGGAGAGAUUCAACAAGACCCUGCCGUCGAGUUCGUCCAGCAAGAGAGAGCUUGGAAACGUUCUCUUGGAUAUUUCUCUUAUGGGCUGCCGAACGCAUCCUACGCUACCCGGGAAGAAACCUCAGCAAAAAAUGUACCAUUUAACUCCGUCGGAUUCCUCGACCAUUUCCAGUUUUGUGGGCUCAGACUCUCAACCUUCACAGAAGAAGUAGGUGACUCCCAAUACAACAUGGACAACAACCACACGGGGAAUCAGCGAGGUAGCAGGAGGCCAGCGGACGUUUGCACGUCAGACUGACCCGCUUCUCCAAUCAGCCAUAUUUGUCAUUCUAACACCAGAUGUCAACAAAAGACUAAAGCGAGAUAACAGUGUCAACUGGAACAAUUUCUUGAAUAAAAUGGUCAUGUGACGUCUGCAGAACAGUCUUAGGGCACACAGGCCUGGCUCUUCUUUAGGGAGUAUUUCCGGGAUAGAGGUUACGCUGACCGAAGAGCGGCUUAUAUAUACAGAGGAUAGACCUGCCAUGGGAUGUAUAUGCACUACAACACCGAGCAUGGCGUAAUUUUGUUUCUGCGUGGUCAUCUUCAUGGUUGUUUGUAGACUUGAAAAACAACAUAUGCAUUGCUCUUAUUUGUCAGUACUUAAUGCCCAUUUCCUGAAGGGAUUAAUCU